Gadus chalcogrammus (walleye pollock) is the source of this 3291-nucleotide messenger RNA. RefSeq lists its product as uncharacterized. Lineage: Eukaryota; Metazoa; Chordata; Actinopteri; Gadiformes; Gadidae. The transcript has 7 exons. Gene Ontology annotation, molecular function: cysteine-type deubiquitinase activity. Gene Ontology annotation, biological process: protein deubiquitination. The record is from RefSeq and is a predicted model, not a curated record. The coding region runs from base 431 to 3022 and encodes 863 amino acids.
UUUACAUUGUAUGGUACAGAUAGUUGCAUUGAUAACAAAUGUGUUAUAUUUCAUUAACUGUUAUCAUUUCCGUUCUCUUCCAUUAUGAUAGAAACGGAAGGUGGCACAUGGAACCACGGCUGUGGUCUCCAAAGGAAAGAAGGCCCGCCUUGAGGCACUUCCAACUCCAGCAAGGAUUGCCAAACCUUCGAAGCUGGUACCUCCCCCUCGACCUGUUCCAGAAGCUGCUGUACCAGCCACUCUGGAGGGCAGCGUCUUUGUGCCUUCGAGCAAGUUUGCUCAACCGGAGGGGGGUGACAAGACUCUGUGUGUUGAUGAGUGGCCGCUUCUUCAAACAGAGUUUUGUGAGAAGGUGAACCAGCCAGCUGCUCGGGUUGUCUCUGGACAGAGAAAACAAGAGGAGCCAACACCUUGGGGUCCAAAAGUUGCGAUGGCCCAGGCUGAUAAACCAACAGCCAAUGAGACCAGCUUCUUGAGAUGUUCAACCAAGAUGACACACAUUGAGGACCAUGAGCCGUUUGAACCAGCACCUGAGGUCACUGCGAGCAGUCAGCAGCAGAGCCCGCCUGAGGACAAUGGCCAGCUUGAAGAUCCUCAUGUAACACUUGGCAAUCAGAAGGCACCCUGUGAUUUUGCACCUGCCAGAGCUGCUACAUCAAGUCAUGUGACUUAUGACAACCCUGGGUGUCUUCAAGGAUCGUUUGACCAGAGCAGCCACAUAUUCGGGGAAAAUGCAGGUAAGCAGUGUGCUACAAAUGGCAUAGCGGCGAUUAUGACCCACACCACCCAUAGCGUUCUCAAAUGGAAAAAAAAUAACAUUCAUCAUAUUCUAAAACAAGGUAAUGGCUUGUACACAUCUAUGCUAGAAAAUAAGGAAAUCAGUGCAGCCAGAACCAGUGGGCAUAUUUUAAUUUCCGAGUUACCCAGCCACUGCAAAUUAAACAAUAAAUUAUUUAGUUUGGAAUAUUUUGAUACACUCACUGGAAGUCUUGAUCAAAAGGAUGAUUAUGACGCUUCUUUGCAAAACAUAGCCAUGCCUUUAGAAGAGGCUAUUCAGAAGACACUGCUGCAGACAGACCCAUGCUUGCUCAACAUCCAAGGAAGUGUCUGUGCCGUUUUCAAGGUCGAAACUGCUUUUGCAGUUUUCGAUCCUCAUUCUCGUAGUACUUGGGGUUCAGUUGCACCGGAUGGAACCAGCAUAGUAGCGCACUAUGCUACUGUGUAUGAGUUAUAUGACCAUAUUAAGAACCUUGUAAAUUCCUUAUAUCAAAAUCAUCCACAUGCUUUUGAUAUCCCAAACAAGGUGUUUGAAGUCACUGGUGUGAAAGCUGUUGAGGUAAACUCACCAUUUACUGCUUUAACUGCACAGCCUGAAGCCAGCACUUCGGCACAUGACGGUACUUUGGACACAGACAGUGACUCUGAUCUCUGUGUCCUUUCGGUAACAGAUAGAAAUUCCCUUGCAGUAAACACGUCUUUUUCCCUUGAAACCGUGCAGCCUGUAGCAAACACUUCUACAUGUGACACAACUGUAAACAUUGACAGUGAUCCUCCAAUUCACACAGAGGGUGCAUCAGAUGUCUGUUUAAUUUCUGUAACAGAUAGCCCCAAUAUAAUGUUUACGGGAUUGACAUUAAGGGAAAAAAACAGGAUGUGCAACAAACUGAAUAUCGUACCAAGUUUAGAUCAAAAUAUUGUUGUACAAACCUUCGAUAUGGCACAGCCUGAACCAUGCCAAACUACAUCCAUUGAAGGCGACGGUAAUUGUUUCUUUCGUUCUCUUUCAUCUGUAUUGAGUGGUUGCGAGUCACAUCACAAGGCCUUUCGAAAGGCUGUAGUGAAUCACAUCUCAAAUAAUCCACUUGAUUACAUUACUUGUCUGAGACGGCAAUUUGCUUCUGUGGAGCAAUAUCUCCGGGAAUCCAAAAUGAAAUAUGUUGGAUCCUGGGCCACAGAGUUGGAAAUACAAGCUUCAGCAGAUUUUCUCUGUGUUGAUAUUUACACAUACAGUCAACAGAAAUGGAUUACGUUUACGGCGAACAUUGAGCCGAUUUCAAGAAAAGCUAUAUAUCUGAAACACUGCAAUGAAAGCCAUUAUGAACCAAUUGCAUGUGUCAAAGAAGAAACUUCUCUUACAUGCUUUAGUUUAACUAGCUUCUGCGAAAUGUCACACAAAAUGUCCAAUGCAGACCUGGUUUCACCACGUAAAAAAUGUAGUGAUAAAGUAAAAGAUCUAAGAAAGAAGAAAACGUAUGCUGAAGACACGGAAUAUAGGCAAGUUAUAAAGCUAAAAAGACAACAAAGAUAUAAUUGUGAUGAACAGUAUCAAGCAAAAGCAAAAAACAGCAGUAUCGAAAGAUAUGCUAUUAAGGAAACGUUCAAAGAACAAGUAAAAUACAGAAGUAUUGAAAAAUAUGCUAAUAAUGAACCGUUCAAACAACACGUAAUAAACAGCGGUGUCGAAAAAUAUGCUAAUAAUCCUGCCCAUCGUAACCAGGUGAAACAAAGAGUUGUAAUCAAAUACAGAGAAGAUCCGGCUUAUAAACCCUCUUUAUUUGAAAGGAUCAGUCAAAAGAGGCUUAAUCUAACCCAUUUAAAACACAAUAUUGACUUUGUAAUUGAGCUCUUCCAAGAAGAGGUCAAACAUGGACCAGAACAUGUUUGUUGUGUAUGUCACAGAUUAUUGUUCCGUAAGCAAGUUCGAUUAUGUGACAUAACUUCCUAUGAAUCCAAGGCUUCAACUGUGUCAGCAAUUGCAAAACAAUGCAUUACUACAACAUAUCUCCAUCAAUGUGAUAACGCAUGUUUAACGCCAUGCAAACUAAAACAGACAGUUGCUGGGAAAUUGUGGAUAUGUUUCUCUUGCAACUCCAAGAUACUCAGUGGUAAGGUUCCCCAAGAGAGUGCUGUGAACAAUAUGGCAUUAGAUCCAAUUCCGGACGAAUUAGGCACACUGAACUCAUUAGAACAACACCUGUGCGCAUUGAAUAUUCCCUUUAUGCGACUUGUGGCAUUGCCAUGAGGUUCUCAGAAUUCCAUCAAACAGCGAUGUAGUCACUUCGGUUCUCCCUAGGCUAGAAAAUCAAGAUUUAAUGAUCCGAAUAAAACUGAAAAGAAAACGUACUUAUAAGGGGCAUUAUCAGUAUCAAUAUGUGCACACUCAAAAAAUCCAAAAUGCGAUAGCAUGUUUAAAGGACAUGAAUAAAUGGUAUAAGGACAUAGACUUUAACGCAGAAUGGGAAAAUCCCUUGCCAGAAGAUGCAUGUUCUGUUUUGAAAGAAUGCAACCCAG